GUUAAAUAUGAAAAAAACUCGCAAAGUUCCCAACACCUUACAAGACAGUACAAAUUGAGAGUCCAAAACUUGUUUCGACUUUGAAGCCCACAAAUAUUGUUCAUCAGACUGAAAGACCGAUUGUAACCUGAACCCGAAACCGUAUCCGAUGAUAUUCAUGCGAAGCCUUCACUUGCAUUUGUCUAGUUUCGAACUUGCAGGUCAGUAGCCGCUUCAAGACAUGUCUUGAACUCUUGUAUCCAAUUCGAGAAGAAUCUCAAUCAUUGUCACUCGCUUACGCAACUCAUUAGAAUCCACACUACAGUUCGCAGACCGUGAAAAAUGUCAGGAGGGUUUUUCCGGGGUACUUCUGCCGAUCAAGACACUCGGUUCUCCAACAAGCAAGCUAAGCUGUUGAAAUCACAGAAGUUCGCUCCUGAAUUGGAGCACCUGGUGGACAUGGCUAAGGUGAAGAUGGAUGUGAUGAGACCUUGGAUUGCGAAGCGAGUCACGGAGUUUGUAGGGAUUGAAGAUGAAGUGCUUAUCAACUUCAUAUACGGUCUUCUAGAAGGAAAGGAUGUAAAUGGAAAAGAGAUCCAAAUUCAACUGACUGGAUUUAUGGAGAGGAAUACUGGAAAGUUCAUGAAAGAGCUCUGGUCACUACUACUUAGUGCUCAGAACAAUGCAAGUGGUGUUCCACAGCAGUUCUUGGAUGCGAAAGAAGAAGAAACAAGGAAGAAAAAGGUGGAGUCUGAUCGAGUAACAAAUGAAAUACAGAGGAGAAAGGACAGAGAAUAUGAAGAACUGGAGCACGAGAAAAGGAAGGCGGAGGAUGAUAUUUCCAUGUCAAGAGAUAAGUAUGCCGGACUGGAACCAUCUUCAAAGCAUCAUGCUAGGCAUUCCCCUACACCUUCAGCUCAGAAGGAGGAUCAUGCUGACAAUAAUUCAAAAGGAAGAAAAAGGUCCUCAAAGUCUUCACACUUAGAUGCUCAUACUCCACCACGGAGGGAUAGGCGUUCAAGGUCAAUCAGUAGGUCAUUUUCCAACUCUAGAAGUUACUCGGGUGAAAAGCAUAAUUCAAGUCGUGAACAAAGAGGGCGCUCUAUAUCCUCUGAUGAAAGGAAACACCACUCACCUAUAAAACGGUCGACUUCACCUCGGCAUAAGCGCUCACCCAGACAAUCCUUGUCUCCUCCAAGACGAAGGCGUAGAUCUGUGUCCCGUUCAAGGCUCAGGUCACCUUCUCCCAGGCGAUACCGUAGGUAUUCUCCUUUGCGACGUAGGUCUAGGUCUCCAUUACGGCGUAGGUCAAGAUCGCCGAUGUGGCGUAGGUCAAGAUCACCAAUGUGGCGCAGGUCAAGAUCACCUUUAAGACAUAGAUCCCCUUCGCCAGCUCAUCGAAGAACACCAUACCACAUGCUCCAUAGAUCACCAUCUCCCUUCAAGAGACGGUCUCGUCAUUCCCCAUUGAGUCCUCGCCGUGGUUCUCCAUCUGCUGCUCAUCGCCCUGGUUCUGGCCGCAAGGUGUCCAGGUCCCCACUUAGGAAAAGAUCUAGGUCACCUAUAGCAAGGAGGUCUCCAUCACCUGAAGAUUCGGUUUCUAAAUCACCAGAACGCCAGAGAAGCCUCUCACCAAUCAAAGAGAGAGCACCAAGACCUGAGAGGAUGUCACCUGUCCAUUCUCCUCUUGGAAGGAUGAGGUCAAGGAGUCCCAAAAAGAGUAACCUGAAUGAAAAGAGCGAAAAGAUAAUCCCAACCAGAAGUGUAAGUCCUCUACGAAAGCAAAGAGAAUAUAAGUUGCAACAUGAUACAUCUGAGAGAACCUUUAGGUCAAAGAGUCCCGACAAGAGUAACCUGAAUGAAAGAAGCGAAAAGAGAAUCCCAGCCAGAAGUCCAAGUCCUCUGCGAAAGCAAAGGGAAUAUAAGUUGCAACUUGAUACAUCUGAGAGAAGCCCAGAUGCAAAAGAUGCUGGUAUUUCUAGGCGAAAUGUUGAACAAAAGUUUAGGUCGGAUGAGACUGGGCGGCACCAUAAUGGAUCUGGGCCAAGGAAGAGAAAUGAAGCAACGAGAAGUGAAAAGGCACCUGAAAGGAUGGACCACAUACAAGAUAUUGAUGAUGAACGACGAAGAUUGCAUGUUAACCAUCCAGGAUCUCAUUUAGCUAUUAAGAAUGAUAGGGAAUCAUUGGGUUUGGAGAGCGCCAAAGCCAAUGAUGAGAAGAACAAUAUUCAUCCACCUCAAGAGUCAAAAAAUCUGCAUGAGUCAUCUAGGGAAGCGGAUGACAUUAAAAAUGCAAAGGUUUCAGGUCACGGGGAAAGUGAUAAACGAAGAUAUAGAGCCAAGGAAAAGAGGAAGCACAAAAGGAGAUCUGCUAAACAUGACUCUUCCUCUUCUUCUUCUUCUGAUGGUGAUUCUAGUUACGACUCAGGUAUUGAUGAGAGGAAGGAGGCUAAGAGAAGGAAGAAAGAAGAGAAGAGAUUGAAGAAGGAAGAGAAGCGUCAGCAACGACGGGAAGAGAGACGCCGCAGGAGGGAAGAAAGGCGUGUGGCUAAACAAAAGUUGAAAUCAUAUAGUGAUGAUGUCAUCUCUGGAGAUGCCGAGAAGACAACUACUAAUGGCGGUAAUGUCUCAGAAGAUGCAGAUUCAGCAAAGAAACUCGAAAUUGAGUUGAGAGAGAAGGCUCUCGAGUCUCUUAGGGCCAAAAGAGGAAUCGGCCACUAAUUCACAUGCUUGCUCUUGGACAUCAAUGAACUGUUUUAUUAUUUUUAUAGUCAUUUCACUGUUAUAUUUAUUUUUACUUGGACUUGUUGCAUGGAUGUAAUGUCUAUGGAUGCUUAAUCCAUUUUUAUCUUUUACUUCUCACAGCUAAAUUCCCUUAAAUGAAGAAUCCAUGAGCUACUCUGUGUCUUGAGUGCAACUUCUAAAUUUGCUG
Cuscuta europaea is the source of this 2911-nucleotide messenger RNA. Lineage: Eukaryota; Viridiplantae; Streptophyta; Magnoliopsida; Solanales; Convolvulaceae. The record is from the annotation of a GenBank genome assembly.